Molecule: messenger RNA, 924 nt
Organism: Thamnophis elegans (Western terrestrial garter snake)
Lineage: Eukaryota; Metazoa; Chordata; Lepidosauria; Squamata; Natricidae
Product: proto-oncogene Mas-like
Exons: 1
Coding region: 1-924 (307 amino acids)
Biological process (GO): G protein-coupled receptor signaling pathway
Cellular component (GO): membrane
Molecular function (GO): G protein-coupled receptor activity
Source: RefSeq, a predicted model, not a curated record
AUGGGAAAUUGGACAGUCAAUUAUAUUUCACCCAAUGGCACGGAUGACAUGUCCUCAGAGGCCAACAUUUAUCAAUUUGACUGUCAGAAAAAAGUCAUCCAUUCUUUAAUCAUUUUAAUUUGCAUUCUAGGAAUUAUUGGAAAUGGAAUUGUCAUCCGCAUUUUGCAUUUUCAAAUUAAGAGGACUCCUUUCAUCAUCUAUAUCCUCAAUUUGGUUGUGGCGGACAGCGGGACUCUCGUAUUCCUAUUUAUCUCAGCAAUUUGGCACAUAACUAUGGACAAUUCCAACCUAGAAAUCAUAGAAUGUUUAGUAGGAACUUUCUGCACGGGUCAAUUUCUUCUGACAAUCAUCAGCAUUGACCGGUGUUUGGCUGUCUUCUUCCCAAUUUGGCAUCGAUGUCAUCAGCCUCCAUACCUCUCCACCAUUCUCUGUGCCGUUGCGUGGAUUGUCUCUUUUUCAGUCUGCGCAAUUCAUUACACUCUGAUUUUGGUCAAAGGCUCUCGAAACAUGCGCCAUUUCUACCACCUGUUUAUAUAUACUAUCAUUUGCGUCCCACUCAUGGUGGUCUCCAGCCUGGCCCUCUUCCUCAAAGGGUACCUUAAAUCUCGAAUGAAGAGGCGAGGAAAGCUUCUCAAAGCCAUCUUGCUGGCCCUGCUUUUCUUCCUCAUCUUUUCAUUGCCAACAACCAUCAUUUAUCUCAUCAACCUGAUUUCCAAUGAAAAGUAUUUCAAUUUAUUUCAGUAUGGCUACUUAUGUGCCUGUCUAAACAGUAGCGUUAACCCACUGAUCUAUUUUUUGCUGGGGAGAAAGAAGGAACAUCAUUCUAUGUACAACCUAAACAUUAGCCUCCAGAGAGUCUUCAAGGAAGAAGAAGAAGAAGAGAGUGACAAGCAACCAAAGAUCCAGGUUGAUAUCCAUUUAUGA